AUGCGAACGAGAACCUGCUUGACAACGAAUGCGCUAUGCGUUUGUGAAGGACAAUCAACACUGAUCGAAUACUGUAACUUGGAGAUCUGCCGUUAUCCUCGAUCAACUUGCUGUUAUAAUCUAAGGGUCACAUCGUACAAUGGAAUUUUCGCCUGUCUUGGAACGAAUUCCUCCGUGAGCACUGCAGCGCGAAUCACCUCAAUUCCAUCGUCAGUGUAA
Molecule: messenger RNA, 219 nt
Organism: Ostertagia ostertagi
Lineage: Eukaryota; Metazoa; Nematoda; Chromadorea; Rhabditida; Trichostrongylidae
Source: the annotation of a GenBank genome assembly